GAAAUCAAGUAAAAAGUUGAUUUUACGCCUAAAUAACUGCUGUAAUGUUUAGCGUCUCAUAGUCAAGGAGAAAGUUCAAACAUGGUAUGCUAUGUGUGAUUAGGGAAUUUAAUGUUCUGGCAUGCUUGCCAGCCCUUUUCCCUCCUUUAUUGAUUAAUCAUAUUCUUUUUUUUCUUUGAAUGUGUCACUUUGAUUUAGAAACUAUAGUUUUAUAAAGAUACGCAUUAAGAUGGAAAAUGAGUUCGUAUAUGUUUUGCCAUGUUGAUGUUGCAUUUAUUUAAAAUUCUAGUUUUCUACCACCCUGCAUGAUUAGCAUAAUCUUUUUGAUGGUCAGUGCCAAGAGGCAAAGUUGUUACUUUCUUUUAAUUGUACAUUGCUUAUUGAUUGGUUACUUGAUCCUAUUACGUGUAUUCUUUUUUCUUCAUUCUACCAGGUAUAAUGCAAUGAUUUUUGAAGCUCUCACCAACAUAAAAGAUGCAGAUGGAGCUGAUAUAAGUGCAAUUGUAAGUUACAUUGAGCAAAGGCAUGAGGUAGAGGUACAGCCAAAUUUUAGAAGGUCUAUAAGUUCAAGGCUGAGAAGACUUGUUUCACAAGGUAAACUUGAAAAGGUACAAAAUUGCUACAAGCUCAAAAAAGAUACUGUGUUGGGAGUAAAAACACCCCCUAAACAAAAAGAUAGGGUUCGGCAGCCACAAGUUGCUGCAGUCACAAGCUCUGUUGAGACAGUUGAAGAAGCGGCAAAUGCAGCUGCCUACAGAGUUGCUGAGGCUGAAAACAAAUCGUUUUUGGCUGCUGAAGCAGUUAAAGAGGCAGAAAGAAUCUCAAAAAUGGCCGAAGAUACUGAGUCUAUGCUACAGCUAGUGAAAGAGAUCUUCGAACAAUGUUCACGUGGUGAAAUUGUUCUGCUCGCUUGAGCUGAACAACCGUAGAUUUUUCCUUUGCCAAAGGCAAUUAGGCCACUGCCCUUAAGGGGAAGGGGGGAAGCUGGCUACAUGGACGAUCGAACACGGCGGUGCCCUCACUAACGAGCCACCAGUUGCUCACAACGUUAGCAUCUGGAACAAUAGAUCUUUUGCCUUUUUUUUAAAAAAAAAAAAAGAAGAAAUUUUCAGUUUUGUCAUUAAAAUUUUGUUGUUAUUCUCACUGGAACUUAUUAGAUUCUCAACCCAGAUAAGAGUAGAAGAUGCCUGUUCUACUAUUAUUGUCUUCAUCGAAGCAGGUUGGAAAAUCAGCUUAGGUCAUUGAUUCCAUGAGGCAAAAGCCUCCAUAGCAAAAAAAAAAGGCCAAGUGGGUUUUAAUAUUAGCAUGUGGACGAUGAUCUGUAUCAUCAGGAAGCAAUCAGAUUACUAUUUUUUAUUUUUGGGUUUGGAUGCUAUGUACAUUUUGAGAUUAAUUCUGCUCCGAAUAAUCUUAAAAAUACACCUUUAUAAUUUUC
Messenger RNA from Rubroshorea leprosula, 1435 nucleotides. The record is from the annotation of a GenBank genome assembly. Lineage: Eukaryota; Viridiplantae; Streptophyta; Magnoliopsida; Malvales; Dipterocarpaceae.